Messenger RNA from Zea mays, 2369 nucleotides. RefSeq names its product protein GRAVITROPIC IN THE LIGHT 1. The record is from RefSeq and is a predicted model, not a curated record. The coding region runs from base 598 to 2016 and encodes 472 amino acids. Lineage: Eukaryota; Viridiplantae; Streptophyta; Magnoliopsida; Poales; Poaceae. The transcript has a single exon. Gene Ontology annotation, biological process: negative gravitropism; response to red or far red light.
CGUGCGUCAUCGUAUGAUGCGGGCUAAAGAAUCUGGAAGUCAGAGGUGCGUACAAUGCUACAACACGUCCUUGCCUUGCUACAUGUGGUUAUGAGAAAACUCUGAGCUGGCUCGGACCGCGACAGCAAAUGAUAUAGGUAAAAACUAAGUACGUCAGCACAGAUCACUGUACGUUUUUUAAUCUUAUUCCGAAGGUGGUGAACCGUGAAAACCCACUAGCCCAGUAACUAAACAAGAUCCUUUUGGACAAAACUGUACAUUUUAUCAGGAUCAGUAGACCUUUUCUAUCCGGAGGAGAAUUGAUGGUGCAUGUUUUUGUUAUUCUAGCAUGUACCAUGUAUUCCCCAGCUCCAGUGCCUUUUGUCGUGUUCUACCCGACGCUGCGUUCAACAGGGCAUCUGUCUCCUGAAUUUGGCUAGCCUCUAUUAAACCCACCCACCAACGCACACCCGUUCCGUUUCUGGCGCACAGCACAGUCACAGUGAGUGCACGGCAUCUUUUCCGCUCCGCUCUCCCACUCCCCCACAGUCCCACGCCCUCCAGUCAAAGCAAGCCGCUGCUUGGCCGGCCGGGAAGGCUCGGUCGCAGCGCCGAGGAAUGGCGGCCAAGCCGGUCACCGUCGGCGACCUCAUCCACCGCGUCGCCUCUUCCUGCCUCUCCAACCGCCUGCCGUGCAACCACACCUUCCGCGACUCCGUGGACAGUGACUUUGACGACGACGACGACGACCCCUUCGCCGACGCCGUCUCCAGCAGCGAGAAAUGCCGGCGGUCCCCGCCCGCUGCGGAGGUCGAGGAAGAGGAGGACGAGGACGAGAAGCUCAAGAUCUGGGAGGAGAGGGAGCAGGAGAAGGAGAGGCUGGCCGCCGCGUCCAAGGGCGCCGAGCGCGCCCGCGACGCGGACGCGCUGAUGGCGGAGGUGUUCGACGCCGUCUCCGGGGUGCGCCGCGCCUACGCCGCGCUCCAGGACGCGCACUGCCCCUGGGACCCCGACAAGAUGCGGACUGCGGACGCGGCCGUGGUCGCCGAGCUCCGCCACCUCGCGCGCCUCCGCGACCGCUUCCGCCGCUCCGCAGCCGUGGGCCACAUCCCGCGCCCGAACCCGUCCGCGCCGCCGCUGCGCGAGGCCGUGGCGCCGUACGAGGCGGCGCUCGACGACCUCCAGCGCCAGCUCCAGUCCAGGCAGGCCGAGGUGGACGCGCUCAAAGAGAAGCUCGCGGCGGCCACCAGCCGCCGCAACGGGCGCCACCACCACGUCCCGCCCUCCAAGCAGAACGGCGGCGCGCCGACGGCGGAGCUCUUCACCACCUGCGCCGAGCAAGCCCGCGCGGCGACGCGGGCCUUCGCGGGGCACCUCGCGCACCUGAUGCGCGCGGCGGGGCUGGAGCUCGCGGCGGCCACCCGGUCGCUCACCAAGAUCCCGGUGUCCUCCCCGCAGCUGGCCAAGCACGCGCUGGAGGCGCACGCCACGCGCGCCCUCCUCGGCGGCUUCGAGCACGAGUCCUUCUACCUGGACGGCUCCCUCUCGUCGCUGCUGGACCCCGCCGCGUUCCGGCGGGAGCGGUACGCGCAGUUCCGGGACAUGCGCGGGAUGGAGCCCGCGGAGCUGCUGGGCGUGCUCCCGACCUGCGCCUUCGGCCGCUACGCCGCCGCCAAGUUCGCGGCGCUCCUGCCGCCGCGCGUGGAGGAGGCCGUCCUGGGCGACGCCGAGCACCGGAGGGUGGUCAACGCCGGCGCCCACCCGCGGACGCCCUUCUACGGGGAGUUCCUGCGCGCGGCCAAGGCCGUGUGGAUGCUGCACCUGCUAGCCUUCGCGCUGGAGCCGCCGCCCAGCCACUUCGAUGCCGGACGCGGUGCGGAGUUCCACCAGGAGUACAUGGAGAGCGUGACCGGCGCGCCACCGCACGGCGGCGCGGGCCUGGUCGUCGGGUUCGCCGUCGCGCCCGGGUUCCGGCUGGGGAACGGCGCCGUCGUGCGCGCCCGGGUCUACCUGGUGCCGCGUGGUGGCCGACCGUGACAGACCCAUGCAUGGCGUGACAGACCGCGUGGUAGCGUUGCAUAGCGCCGCGGCCCACGGAUCACCUCCGAGAGUUGUUGGUGGGUGCCAAUGCGCACCCUGCUGGAGCCUGGAGCUGGACCUGCGGAGUAGCUGCUGGCUGGCUGCGUUGGUGAAGAACAGACAAAGGCUCAUAGCUACUGUACUAGUGGCUCCGUAGAUUUUAUUUCAUUUUACUUCUCCUUGUUAAUCUCAAAAAAAGUAAUAAUCGCCAUGUGUAAGAGGACUUUGAAUUUAAUUCUCGCAUCAACAUCGUUUGUAAUCAUCACCUUGAGAUUUGACUUUGUAGUUAAGAGGGACAGUUAAGUUCAGCA